Molecule: messenger RNA, 1134 nt
Organism: Caenorhabditis elegans
Lineage: Eukaryota; Metazoa; Nematoda; Chromadorea; Rhabditida; Rhabditidae
Source: the annotation of a RefSeq genome assembly
AUGGAAGCAACAACCUCUGUAUAUCAACAUGCUUCAUUUUUGUUUCCAAGUUACGAUGACUCUACACGGCUUCUUCUCCAAGAAGUCUACACAUUUUUCAGGAAUACGGGAAAACUUAGCAUUGACUUUCAGUUUUAUGUAGCUAUAUGUGGAACAUUUUUAAUCUCUUUCCACUUGUUUGUAUUAACUAGAAAAGGAAUGAUGACGUCGUCUGUGAUAUCUAUCAUGAUUGGCAUAGCGAUAUUUGAUAUGGUGGUGAUGGUUGAAACUAUUGUCACGUCGGCGAAUAGUAAUUUGUUUUUUUCAAGAGAGGGCACGGAUUGUGAACCUCCAGUGUCUUACCUAGCCCUCUACAUCGCCUGGGUCACAUUAGUAUGGUGUGAUUUGGUACGCCGGUCAUCUGUUUGGCUAGCUAUUUUACUUGCAUCAAUUCGGCUGCUAUCUUUAAAAUUUCCCUUUAGCAAUAAAUGUCGGCAGAUGGGCAAACCCAGUUUUGGAUUUAAAUCUGUCAUUGCUAGUUUUUUUAUUGAGUUGCCCGUUUUCUUCCUUCUUCUAUUUCCGGUACGAUAUUUUGCAAAUGGGUACAUGGGAGCCGAGGCCACAUUGUAAAGGAACACCUUUGAAUUCGACGUUUCCUGUGUUCGAUCAAAGAUUAUCCUCUUUGUUUACAGUUUACGAUGGAGUUUUGGGAAAAGCUUACAUGUUGGCCAGCGGGACGGUUACUAAAAUAAUUCCAUGCGUCAUGUUGCCGGUUCUCACAAUUCUUCUAAUUCUCGAGCUAAGGAAAGCAGAAAAGAAAAGAAGUGAACAAAACUUUGCAAAGAGAUCGUCAACGGAGAGAACCACAGGUUUGGUGCUUUUUAUGGCAAUUUCCUUCACAGUCCUUGAACUCCCGAUGGGAUUCGUUUAUCUUGUUCAAGUCAAGCAUACUGAUCUGGGUUUCAUCUGGUGGGGAACAUUUGUGUACCACAUCUGCAAUGCAAUUCUCACUGUGAACAUUAUAAGUCACUGUAUUAUAUGCUACAUAAUGUCAGGUCAAUAUAAAGCGACUGUACGGAGAAUUUUGAAAAUUAAGACGUCAAUUACCCAUGAGCAGCAUGAACAAACAAGGUCCUCCCAAAUGCGACAAUGAAA